CACGGUAAACACACCACUGACUCAAACAACCACCAAUAAUCACAAACCCAACACACAGAAAUAUGAAGGAUCCGGCAGCAACGGCGGCGGCGGGAAGAUCAUCUUCAACAAAACCAUCAAACAGUAGUGGAGGGGGGAGGAGUGAGAGUGAGAAAGAGAAGACCAAGUUGAGAGAAAGACAAAGAAGAGCCAUCACUACUAAAAUCUUUCAUGGAUUGAGAAAAUGGGGCGGCUACCAUCUCUCUCCUCGAGCUGACAUCAAUGAAGUCCUCCGUGAAUUAGCCAAAGAAGCCGGUUGGGUCGUCGAGCCUGAUGGCACCACCUACCGAGCCAAACCAGCUGUGAAUCCCUGCUUUGUCUGUGGCGGUGGAACUCCCACGACUAGCGGUAGUGUCGUCAUUGGCGGGGGAGGGGGAGGGGGAGGGGGAGGGGGAGAGUGUUCGACCACCACAUCUCCUCGCCACGUGUCGAUGGGAGAACCCAUGAUCAAUGACAACGGCAACGUUACUGGUAAUUUUUCGGGUAAUAAUGUUGGGUUUGGUGACAUUCCACUUGCACUCUACAUGUGUGGGUCUGGGAUCCCUAAUACUACUGGUCCCCAUUCCAUGUCUACCAACAACUCAAACUCUUCCACCGUGUACAGUGGCGGCGCGGCGGGGUUGCCGGUGGCACAGCAGCAGCAAUUUUACCUGCAGGAGUUGAGAGCAUCUAACCAGAACACACCUGCAGGCUCACCUCUGGGCCACCCCAUUUAG
This is a messenger RNA of Pistacia vera, 755 nucleotides long. RefSeq names its product beta-amylase 7-like. The record is from RefSeq and is a predicted model, not a curated record. Gene Ontology annotation, biological process: DNA-templated transcription; brassinosteroid mediated signaling pathway. Gene Ontology annotation, molecular function: DNA-binding transcription factor activity. The transcript is spliced from 2 exons. Lineage: Eukaryota; Viridiplantae; Streptophyta; Magnoliopsida; Sapindales; Anacardiaceae. Bases 63 to 755 code for a protein of 230 amino acids.